Molecule: messenger RNA, 1348 nt
Organism: Paramuricea clavata
Lineage: Eukaryota; Metazoa; Cnidaria; Anthozoa; Malacalcyonacea; Plexauridae
Source: the annotation of a GenBank genome assembly
UGACCUAUGAUUAUAAUGAUCAAUAACAUCGAGUUAAUUAAUUGGUUGAUCGAUAUGUAGUGAUUUAAACAACAGGGAAGAGAAUGAGUUAUGAAAAAUUAAGAAAGAUUGCAAUAUAUGGUGCAGUUGCUUCCAUUAGUGGAGCAUUCAUCUUACAUCAUAAAACUCAAGGUAUAAAAAUAUUUACCAUUAAUUUAACCUAGUUUAUUAUUUUAUUCUGUCUAACGUCAGAUUAUUUUACUUGUCAAGGGUCCCGAGGAGAGCACUGGCAUUCAAUGGGUUAUUCAAGGAGGAUUAAUUAACAUUUUCCCUUUUAUGAGAAAAAUUAUCUGGCAUAUUAGACAGAAUAACAUAGUAAAGGCUACAUGUAGGGGAACAGGCUGGGCACAUUCUGACUUAAUGAGUUAAGCAGCAAUUUGCCCUGAUACAUACAUCCUGCAUGUAUGGUGGUUUUAAUCUCUACUGCCAGAUAUUUAAAUACUUGGAUUAUUUAUAAAUACCCUUCAUGAGUAAAUACUAAAAUUGUCUGUCAUUAGGUACAGUAAAACAAUCUGGCAUUAAUGGCAGACAUUCCAGCCACUGGAGCUGAAAUUUAGUCGCACUGUGUUCAGUGAAUUUAUCAUAAGGAGAGUGUAACAUGUAUUAAUGGGUUACCCAUAACUUCUAGACUAUCUGUACAGUCUUCAAGGGGACUGGAAAUCUUUAGGUAUAUGCUGUACAGUAAGUUAAGUGAGUUAUUAAACAUCUAAACUAAUUAUUUUAAGCACCAUUAGGUGGAAAAGGAAGCCUAAUCAAAUUCACUCUUACCUCUUUCCAGCCAACCUUGCAGCCGGUGGAUACUACCAGCUGACAACAGAAGCUGUCAAACAACAUCAACAAACCAAUGACAUCCUGGGUAGUCCUCUGAGGUUCGCCUAUAUGAACCUCGGUAGAAGAGAUAUCCGAAUCACCAAGGAUCAAGCACAGGUUUACAAAAACAUAUUGGAUAACAGGACUGCAUGCCAAGAUGGGUGUCCAGGCUGCAAGCAGGGGCAGGAUAAAUGGUCUUGGGUUCACAUCCUGAUUCCUGGACAAGGACCCCGAUUCUUGAAGGUUGCAAAAAUUGAGUUGGCUCCCAUAAAGCCUAGGAUCCCUUUUAAGUUCACGUCUUGUGCUCCUGUAGGACACUGUUUUAAAAUUAUGUUGUGAUAUGGGUAACAGGGCAGCCUUGUUGGAUCCACUACUAUUUGGUAGUAUUUCCUUUACUAUAUUUACUUGUAUCUUUUAGAUUGUAGUUCCAAUUCGAGGCUCAAAGAGAUCAGGGAAUGUCUACUCCAAAUCAUCCAAGAGAAAUGAUAGGUGCAUUUAA